GCGGGGGGAUAUUAGGAAGUAUAAUUAAAUUAGGAUACUUCUUUCCUUUCCUACUAGGAUUAUUCUUUCCUUUCCUACUUGUACUUUGAUUACUCUUGUAUUCCCUAUAUAUAGGGUCAUAUCUCUCAAUAUUCAAUAAGACAAGUUAUUAUCAAAUUCCCCCGUCCUUCACAUAUCUGAAUAUCUCUCCAAAGCAACGAUUCACUCAAUUUUAGCUUCCGUCUGAGCUGAUAAAAAAAAUGGCGUCUCCCUUCGGCCACAACCACCACCACCACCACGGCCGGGAAGACGAGUUCCCUCCGCCACCGCACGACGGACGCGGCGAAGUCCACCACGCCGCUCACGGCGGAUUCUAUCCGGAACCGCCGGCCGUCCACCACGUGUCCCACGACGGGAGCCAGCCGAUUCGUCCUUACCGCGACGAUGAUGAGAUCGGCGGUAAUAGGGAGACGUAUAAGAUAUAUUGCCGGGCAGAUCCGGGGCUCUUCCUCUCCAUCCGUCACGGGCAGCUCAUCCUUGCCCGCUCUAAUCCUUCCGAUCCCCACCAGCACUGGUACAAAGAAGAGAAAUACAGCACAAGAGUUAAGGAUGAUGAAGGGUUACCCAGUUUUGCUUUGGUGAAUAAAGGUACUGGUCAGGCCAUCAAGCAUGCCUAUGCUGCCACUAAACCGGUUCAGCUGACAGAGUACAACCCGGACCAUCUCGACAAAUCCAUCCUGUGGACAGAGAGCAAGGACACGGGCGACAACUACAAGGCAAUAAGGAUGGUUAACAACAUCAGCCUAAACUUCGACGCGUUCCACGGGGACAAAGAUCACGGGGGUGUCCAAGACGGCACUACCAUUGUUAACUGGGAGUGGACGAAAGGCGAUAACCAGCGCUGGAAGAUCGUCCCGUAUUACUAUUGAAAACGCUGCACCGAUCAACUAGCGCUGGGUUUCUAGUUAUCAUGUUUGUGUGUUGUGUGUGAAUGAUCAAAUAUAUGUAUGGUAAUAUUAGAUCAAGAUUUAGUUCUAUUUAUGCUCUUUGGUUUGUGUGUGAUAAUAAUGAGCAAUAAGAAGUGGUCCUAAGCAAUGUGUGUAAUAAUGAGAGCAAUAAAAAGUGAUGAAAAGGCAUGAGGCAUUAUCUCGACAUUAUUUCAUUUGUCCUUUUCUUAUUGAAUAAACGGCUAAAAUAUAAUGACUUUCCCAAU
Molecule: messenger RNA, 1192 nt
Organism: Cuscuta campestris
Lineage: Eukaryota; Viridiplantae; Streptophyta; Magnoliopsida; Solanales; Convolvulaceae
Source: the annotation of a GenBank genome assembly